AUGGCACCGCAGUUCGACGCCGUGAUCUUUGACAUUGGCGAUGUUCUGUUCACCUGGAGUGCCAACACCAAGACGUCCAUCUCCCCCAAGGUCCUUCGCCAGAUUCUUUCUUCGCCCACAUGGUUCAAUUAUGAACGGGGCAAGCUCACAGAAGAAGCAUGCUACUUGCAGGUCGGCCGCGACUUCUCGCUCGCUCCGGACGAGAUUCGGGAGGCGCUUGUGCAAGCACGCGCCUCGCUCCAGCCCAACACGGAGCUGAUCAGUCUAGUCCGCGAGCUCAAGCAACAGUCGAACGGGCGGCUCUCGGUCUUUGCGAUGUCGAACAUAUCGUUGCCUGAUUACGCUGUUCUGCGAAGCAAGGAUGCUGAUUGGGAUAUAUUCGACCGCAUCUUUACAUCUGGGGAAGCCGGCGAACGUGAGACGCCUUUCAUUUACCGCAACUUCGACUCAUUUUACCCAGGCAAACCCCAUCUUGGUUUCUAUCGUCACGUUUUGGACGAGGCAAACAUCAGCGCACGGAGGACGAUAUUCGUUGAUGACAAGCUAGAAAAUGUUCUCUCCGCUCGCUCACUGGGUCUACACGGCAUCGUCUUCCCGCCGGAAGGAUCCAAGUCUGUCCAGCGCGCUCUUCGCAAUCUAUUGGGGGACCCUGUGCACCGGGCGCAGCGAUACUUGCUCGGCAAUGCCGGCGCCUUGCUCUCUGUCACAAACACGGGGGUCACGCUGAAGGAGAACUUUGCACAACUGCUGAUAUUGGAGCUGACGGGAAACCACGAGUUGAUCGAUAUAGUGGAACAUCCCCGCGCUUGGAAUUUCUUCCACGCCGGAGAAGGCCAGUUGACGACGACAGCGUUUCCGUUUGAUCUCGACACGACAUCGAUCGGUCUGACAGUCAUCCCACGAGAUGAGAAAACGGUCAAGAGUGUCAUGGAUGACAUGCUCCAAUACAUCGACUCGGAUGGAAUUGUCUUGACAUAUUUUGACCACCAACGCCCUCGAUUUGAUCCUGUUGUCUGUGUGAAUGUGCUGACGCUGUUCUACAAAUAUGGGCGACAGGCCGAGCUCAAGUCGACGCUGGUCUGGGUGCGCGAUGUGCUGGAUAACAGAGCCUAUCUCGAGGGGACUCGCUACUACGAGACAGCCGAAUGCUUCCUAUAUUUUCUGAGCCGGCUUCUUGAGUCGUCUGACGACGUCGAGCUGCAUGUCAUGAUGGACAGUCUCUUCAAGGAACGUGUCCAGGAACGGAUUGGAGUCGAGGGAGAUGUGCUCCAGCUUGGCAUGCGCAUCCUGGCCUGUGCGUCUGCUGGGAUCAGAGACGAUGUGGACAUGCGCACACUUCUGUCCAUGCAGAUGGAAGACGGCGGGUUCGAUAUCGGGUGGAUCUACAAGUACGGGUCUUCAGACAUCCGAAUCGGGAACCGUGGCGUUUCGACCGCGUUAGCCAUAAGCGCCAUCGCGGCUGUCAAGGAUCUCUCGCCUCCCGUUUCUCCAACACAGACCGUGCUGGAAACGUCCGCUGAGCCAAAGACCUCGAGGCGGUUGUCACUGGCUUCGCUGACUCGGCUAUCCGGCCCGAUAUCUUCCCCGCCGCGGCUCGGGCCAUUGUACAAGCUACUCCAUCGCUUGCACCGGAAUCCACGCUCUGUGCAAGUGGGUGGUGUAUGAUGUGUAGAUGAAUGUUGUACAACAGUAUAUGUAAUACAUGACCUAAUUGACUGCUGACACUUCUUAUCACCAACCCGAGUGAUCGCCGACUGCCGCUGGCGAGAGCAUCUCCUCAAGGACAAGCGGAUAGUCAUCUCCCAGACAUCUGAAUACUAAGCCCGCAGAUACCUCUGAUACACUGGAUUCUCUGUUUCUUCAACAUAUGGAUACCCCAGCUCCACAAGAAACUCGGAAAAAGCGUCGGCGUCUUGAGCGGGGACCUGGAUUCCGGCGAGGACCUUCCCCAGGUCUGUCCGAAAAUCAGCCGGCAUCGAAGCGAGGAGGAACAGAGCACAGACCGCCGCCGUGAUUUCGGUAAUGGAAUAACGAAAUGUUCCAAUCUUUACGCAUUCCCAUGAGAAACUUGCACAAGGCCCCGGGUCGCUCGGGAAACUCUGCAGCUCUGUUAGUCACACUCCCCGUCAUGCAGCUGCGAGCCAAGACGUGCCAAAACUAAAUAUGCGCUCAUUCGGAACAAUCUGCGGGCCGCCUAUCAUGUACCGCGCGUGGCUUUUCGCCAUUUCAUUGUCGCUGAUGUCGAAUCCGAUCAUUUCCUUCGCGGCCAGUGCCUCCAGAAUCGCCGCCACUUCACGUGGUCUAGAGGUAGUGUCCAGCUUGCAUGACAGAAAGACGUGAGCACGCUCAGGCGGGCCAUGACAAUUGAAGCGAUAGAUGAACUCAGUAAUGGCGCGAGGGUGAAUGAUCGAGUGCAGCGCGACGAAACUGGAGACAUGAGAAACGGCCACAAUCUUCCGAUGAACGGAUGACUGACCUUCCCGGCCGCUCGGGGAUGUCCACGCUCAGCAAUGCCUCAUGCCCUUCACCAAGCUCGGCGCGUUCCGCGACGAACCGCAGCCGAUCAAAGUUCAUGUUUGCUCCGCUGACGACGGCCACAAAUUUCUUGUUUGCCCCGACAAGGUUGUUCUGGAGAAUGUGAUGUUUUAGGCCGGCCAACCCAAGAGCCCCGGCCGGCUCCGUCACAGACCGCGUUUCUGCGAGAAUCGAAACUGCAUCAACAGAAGGAGGCAGCAAAGCAUACCGUCGAAAAUAUCCUUGAUGGCGGCACAUAGCUCGUCGUUAUCCACUAUUGCGACACCAUCCACAUGUUUUUGGCAGAUUCUGAAGGGCUCCUCGCCGACGAUCUUGACGGCAGUCCCGUCACUGAACGGUCCCACUUCGGACAAUGUGACCCGUUCGCCCUUGGCGAGACUGCGGGCCAUGGCAUCCCCAUCCACUGUCUCACAGCCAUAGAUUUGGGUAUUCGGACUGCCGAUUCUCUUCACGUACUCGGCAACGCCGCUGACAAGCCCGCCGCCUCCGAUGGCAGCGAAAACCGCAUCGAGCGAUUCGCUGUUGGGCAGUUGCUUGAGAAUCUCCAUACCAACGGUGCCUUGGCCGGCAAUGACGAGCGGAUGAUCAUACGGAGGAACGAAAGUGAGACCAUGAGCAACGGCGAGCCGCGCGCACUCUUUCUUCGCUUCAUCGAAGUCCGCUCCGUAAGAGACCACCUUGGCGCCUAAUCGGACGACGUUGCGGACUUUGAUCGACGGUGUGCCGACAGGCAUGACGAUGGUACAAGGGAUCCCCAAACGCGCGCCUGACAUGGCGACUCC
Molecule: messenger RNA, 3317 nt
Organism: Mycena citricolor
Lineage: Eukaryota; Fungi; Basidiomycota; Agaricomycetes; Agaricales; Mycenaceae
Source: the annotation of a GenBank genome assembly